CUUCCAUUCUCCUUGCCCGGUCGUCGGCCAUUGCUGGACGCACUGUUGGCCAUUCUGUCGCAAUGAUCUCUCUUUCUACCUCAUCACGUGCUCUUACUGCACGCCUUGCUGUUGCUGCCACUUGCAACAGUCUGCAUGCUCGCACAUUCCUGUCUGUCGCACGGCCUGCCAUUGCUGCUACCACUUUCCGCAGUGAUAUCGUCACACCGUCCAUGUUUCAAAUGCGCCUCAUGUCUGAUAAAACCGUCAAGACUCCAUCAAUGGGUGACUCGAUCACGGAAGGAACUCUGACUCAAUGGCACAAAAAGGUUGGCGACUAUGUUUCUCGCGAUGAACAGGUUGCUACCAUUGAAACUGACAAGAUUGACAUUCAAGUCAAUUCUCCCGACUCUGGAAAAAUCACCGAGUUAUGUUCUAAUGAGGGCGACACUGUUGCUGUCGGAGGAAAUCUAUUUAAGCUCGAACUUGGCGAAGUUCCGGCUGGUGCUGCUGCUCCUUCAACACCAGAGCCCCCCAAGGCACCAGCUGCUGCGCCAAAGGCUGCAGUCAGUGCACCUGCUCCGCCUCCUAAAGCACCAGCCUUUUCUCCUGCUACUCCACCCAAGGCUGCAGUCAAUACACCUGCUCCAUCCAAGGCUGCAGUCAAUACACCUGCUCCAUCCAAGGCUGCAAGUCCAGCUGCUGCUCCGAUUGCUGCUACUGAUGAUUUCCCAGGAUACGCGCCAGGUGUUCGCACUGAGCGUCGCGUCAAGGUCAACCGCAUGCGUUCUCGAAUUGCUGAACGUCUCAAGGAAUCACAAAACACUGCUGCUUCUCUUACCCAAUUCAAUGAGAUCGAUAUGUCUAGCCUUAUGGAGCUUAGAUCAAAAUAUAAGGAUCAGGUGUUGGAAAAGCACGGUGUCAAGUUUGGAUUUAUGGGAGCCUUUGUCAAAGCCUGCGUCCAGGCUUUGCAGGCUGUUCCUGCUGUUAAUGCACGUAUGGAAAAUGAUGAAAUUGUCUACAAUGACUUUGUAGAUGUGAGUAUUGCCGUUGCCACGCCAAAAGGUCUCGUCACUCCUGUUGUCCGUAACUGCGAGUCUCUGUCAAUGGUCCAAGUUGAACAGUCGAUAGCUGGACUCGGCAAAAAGGCUCGCGAUGGCUUGUUGUCUCUUGAAGACAUGGUUGGCGGUACUUUUACCAUUUCCAAUGGCGGUGUUUUCGGAUCGAUGAUGGGCACUCCUAUUAUUAACCAGCCACAAUCUGCUAUUUUCGGCAUGCACGCCGUCAAGGAUCGUGCUGUUGUUGUCAAUGGACAGGUUGUUGUUCGUCCAAUGAUGUAUAUUGCACUUACUUAUGAUCAUCGUCUUAUCGACGGUCGUGAGGCUACUACAUUCCUUGUUAAAGUCAAGGAGGCCAUUGAGGAUCCCCGUCGCCUCCUUCUUGAUGUCUAAUCUCAUCAGUGGAUCAUGACGAUCUUUUACAUCCACGUUUCAUUUUUCACUCGAGUCUAUCCCUCUUCAAAUACAUGAUCCUCUACUUUUUG
Messenger RNA from Batrachochytrium dendrobatidis JAM81, 1522 nucleotides. RefSeq names its product alpha-ketoglutarate dehydrogenase KGD2. Bases 63 to 1430 code for a protein of 455 amino acids. The transcript has 8 exons. NCBI's taxonomy places the organism in Eukaryota, Fungi, Chytridiomycota, Chytridiomycetes, Rhizophydiales. Gene Ontology annotation, biological process: tricarboxylic acid cycle. The record is from RefSeq and is a predicted model, not a curated record. Gene Ontology annotation, molecular function: dihydrolipoyllysine-residue succinyltransferase activity. Gene Ontology annotation, cellular component: mitochondrion; oxoglutarate dehydrogenase complex.